Messenger RNA from Austrofundulus limnaeus, 2358 nucleotides. RefSeq names its product transmembrane protein 164 (gene tmem164). The transcript has 6 exons. Lineage: Eukaryota; Metazoa; Chordata; Actinopteri; Cyprinodontiformes; Rivulidae. Bases 411 to 1349 code for a protein of 312 amino acids. The record is from RefSeq and is a predicted model, not a curated record.
AACUCAGGGUUUCAAAAACAAAAYWCACCAGCGCCYCCGCUUCAGCCUCAGGCUCCGAAGAUAAGCUAACUAUCUGCAUGUUGUCUGUGCUAAUGUGCAACAUGUGCAAACUCAGCGUCAGUGUAACUUGUUUUAAUCAUGACUAAUGCUUCACAGGACCGGAAGGCUCGUAGGCUUAAAAUGACCCCGURAGCCUGCUUGCUAUCUAGCGGAGGGACGUGCAGAAGCGAGAGGCUCACUGCUGCCCACUAACUAACACCAGCUACGGGUAGUCUUGACAUCAGCUUCCCUUCCCUGAAGUUCCUCCUCCGCUUCCGUCUUUAUAUAAGACAGUUUGGCGGCUCUCUGAAACACGAGCCGGUUUGUCAUCCCCGCGGAGUGAAACGAAGACGUGGAAAUCUUGCUUGUUCAUGUUUCGCCAAGAGGUCAGUGUGGCGUCAUACAUUCCAUCUUGCUUGUAUCUUUUCCAACAAGAGGAGAGGAAUAUGUCCCGGUACAACAUAUACAGCCUGCUGGACUGGAUCUACGGCGGGGUGGACCCCAAGUUCGAGGGCAACGGGGGGCCCGAGUGCGCAGCCUUCAUCGCGCCCCAGCAGCGGCUCGUGGAGACCCUUCUCAUCGUCCUCGUCUUCCUGGUGGAGAUCGGCGUCGCGCUCAGGAACAUAAACGUGUCCAGAGAGUUCAGGCUGGUGGGAAGGGACAGCCGAACGAAGGAGGACUGCCUGGGCAAGAACCUGUUGCUGGUMGCUCUCUGCAUGACUUUUGGAGUGGAGGUCGGGUUCAAGUUCGCCACCAAGACUGUGAUCUACCUGCUGAACCCCUGCCAUGUCGUGACCAUGAUCCAGAUCUUUCUGCUGGCCUGCCCACCAUGUAAAACAGCCAUGGUUGUGUUUCGGCUUCACGUCCACAUGUUGAACGGAGCCCUGCUGGCGUUAAUGUUUCCUGUCGUCAACACCAGGCUGCUGCCGUUUGAGAAGGAGAUCUACUACAUCCAGCACUCCAUGAUGUACUUAGUUCCUCUCUACCUUUUCAGGAAAGGAGGAGCGUACAAGCCCGAGCCUCUGGGGGACAUGUGGUGGGCUCUGCUCUCCACCGGGAUCCUGUUCCUCUACCACUUCCUCUUCCUGCAGACCCUUGGCCUGGCCACUGAGGUCAACCUGAACAACAUGCUYUGUCCGGCCGUGUCCGACCCCUUCUACGGACCCUGGUACCGGGUGUGGGCCGCGGGCCACCAGACCCUGCUGACCCUCAUCCACGGAAAGCUCCUCACACUCAUCUCCCAAUACAGCGGCUCCAUGUGCAGGACCGGGCUGGACGCGCUCCGCCUGCGCAGCAAGAAGGUGGAUUAACCGUCCCACCUGGACCCGCCCCCCCUCCCCAGGCCUCUCGCUCCGAAAAAACCUGCUCCUACCGCUCGAUUGGUUUUUAAAGCGUUGUUUUCGUGGAUCUUUUUAAGACGUGGAAACGGCGCGGGGGCCGGUUUGGGUGUCCUGCAGGUGGUCCUGCACGCACAGRCGUGCAUUUUAAGGCUGAGGAGCUGACCGGGGAGUCGUUUGGAUUAAAACCUCCAGGUGUGUGUAAACAUAGGAAGAGUUCUCUCGCUGGACUUGUUUUAAAAGACAGAAAACACCUGAAUGUCUCAGAUGUUCCCUUCAGUUUAUCACGUAAUGUUUCUGCUACAUGUUUUAUUGGGUAAAGCUGCCAUUUCGUUUGUCUCAAGUGCGCUUUUUUUUUGUUUUUUUAAGCAGAUUGUAAACGUGAGCUGUUGUAAAAGCUUGUGACGAUGUUCAAUCUCAGUGUUGUCACCUGUAAAUGUAAAAACAAAACAAAUUAGGAAUUUUUUAUUGUUCAUGUUUGCUCUCGUCAUUCCAGUAUGAUAAUCAAGAGAGCCGAGGAUUUAUUUCAUGCUGUAAGUUCUGGUUCUCCUCUGGGACGGUGUGUCCCCUCUGCAGAGGAACUUGUGUUUUUAGUGUUUUUAUUGUAGUCUUUAUAUAUUCAACAAGGUGUAACCUUGAUUUCACUUUUUAGGAUAAAUAUCAGUGUCCAGUACAGGAAGGAUGUUGAUKAAAUGUGUAUCUGUGCUGGAAUUCUGUGACACGUAAAGUCAUUGCUUGAUCGUCAGGUAUUCUGUCGAAGCAUCUUAAAUCUGUAAUAAAACUCACUGUUAAAUAUGUGUCAAAUAAUCUGCAUGACGUCUCUGUGGGUCUUUUAUUGAUUUACCUCUAAAUAAACAGGUAAUUAGAUGAUGUUGGUCAUGUAUCACAUUUCACCAAAGAGUUUCGUUUUACUGUAAGAAACGUUUACUUGUGUCAGUUCAAAGUUUUGUCAACAAUAAAAGGGAAAUUCCCAUUGACUGAA